Messenger RNA from Trifolium pratense (red clover), 1633 nucleotides. RefSeq names its product vacuolar iron transporter homolog 4-like. NCBI's taxonomy places the organism in Eukaryota, Viridiplantae, Streptophyta, Magnoliopsida, Fabales, Fabaceae. Gene Ontology annotation, biological process: intracellular manganese ion homeostasis. The record is from RefSeq and is a predicted model, not a curated record. Gene Ontology annotation, molecular function: manganese ion transmembrane transporter activity; iron ion transmembrane transporter activity. Gene Ontology annotation, cellular component: membrane. The transcript is spliced from 2 exons. Bases 243 to 938 code for a protein of 231 amino acids.
UUCAUCCUAUAUCUCCUAUGCAUCUUUUUUGUUCAAGAUUAUCAUUGAUUACAUGCUAACUAAACAAGACAGUUUUAGUACACUAAACAUGAAUGCAGGACCUUUUUUCAUCACCAGGAACUGGAAAGUUCAUGCAUGUUUGGAUUGACUUAUCUGAGUUUGCGUAGCACCACCCUUCAUAGUGCUCUCAACACUAUCAUCAACAUUACCUAACUUAGAUCAAACUUCUAUAUAUAAAAUUCAUGAAGAGAGUGUGUCUUCAACAACUACAAGCAACCCUUUCCUCAUUUUACUUUAUGGCUUCUCUUGGUAACCAUAACAAAGAAAUUAAUGACAUAGAAUCAAAACCAAACCAUGUUCAAGAAAAUGAAGAAAACAACAUCAUUAACUAUUCUCAAAGAGCACAAUGGCUAAGAGCUGCUUUAUUAGGAGCCAAUGAUGGUUUAGUAUCAAUAACAUCACUAAUGUUAGGUGUUGGAGCUGUGAAUGAAGACAUCAAAACAAUGUUACUAGCUGGUUUUGCAGGACUAAUUGCCGGAGCAUGUAGUAUGGGAAUCGGAGAGUUUGUUUCGGUUUACACACAAUUAGACAUAAUGGUAGCUCAAAUGAAAAGAGAAAACAAAAUCAACAACACUAUUAUUGAAGAUCAUGAAAAGUUACUACCAAAUCCUUUUCAAGCUGCUAUAGCAUCAGCAAUUGCAUUUUCUUUUGGUGCUACUGUUCCAUUGAUAGGAGCAGCAUUGAUAAGAGAUUAUAAGAUAAGGUUGAUUGUUGUUGUAGUUAUGGCUAGUUUGGCAUUGUUGGUUUUUGGAGUUGUAGGAGCAAUACUUGGUAAGACAUCAGUGAAAAGGUCUUGUGUUAGAGUUGUGAUUGGUGGUUGGAUGGCUAUGGCUAUUACUUUUGGUUUGACAAAAUUAGUUGGCUAUAGUUCAAUUUGAAUGUGGUUGAUAAAUGUUUCCUUUUACAAAAUUAGUCUCUGCAGCCGCACACGGAAGAUACCCGAUUUACGCCAAAACUGUUUUCUUUUAAGAAAUUAGUUUCUGCAGUUGCACACAAAGGAUAUCUGAUUCACACCAGAAAUGUUUCCUUUUACAAAAUAACUUGACUUGUUUGAUCCAUUCCUUUGUUAUUCAAGUUUGAAAAAGGAUGUAGUACACCUUAUGUAAAUGUAAUACCACUAUGUGCUACCUUUUAUGAAUUAAUUCAAAUGUGAUGGUGUAAGCGCGCGGAAGCAUGCACGCACAAAUAUAUGUUCUAAAAUUUGCUUUUUGUUAGGACAGCAAACUCGCGAAUGAGUUUCGUUAUUCAGAUAUUCAGUUUGAUAAACCACAUGAAAGUACAAAGAAAGUGAAACAUAUAUGCUUUCUGUUAGAGAUAUCUGAAACAUGACACUCAACUCAACAAGCUACCUAGGUACAGGUAGCAUAUAAUCAGUAUAAAUCAUAGCAGAAAUGUUUCACCGACGCAUCUCUCUAGUCUCAUACAUAAGCAAAUAUUUCUUUCAAGUUCAUUGAAUAACUGAUGUAUCUGGUUUAUAGCAAAUAUGAAAAUUGGUAGAGGGAGUAUAGUGAAAGUCCAAUAAUCAUGUUCUGUAUGUAUCUGAUUAGUAAUAGCAAAGGUGAAAAUUGGUAGA